Nyctereutes procyonoides (raccoon dog) is the source of this 819-nucleotide messenger RNA. It is a transcript of the gene OLIG3, whose product is annotated as oligodendrocyte transcription factor 3. The transcript has a single exon. Bases 1 to 819 code for a protein of 272 amino acids. The record is from RefSeq and is a predicted model, not a curated record. NCBI's taxonomy places the organism in Eukaryota, Metazoa, Chordata, Mammalia, Carnivora, Canidae. Gene Ontology annotation, molecular function: protein dimerization activity.
AUGAAUUCUGAUUCGAGCUCUGUCUCCAGCAGAGCUUCAUCGCCGGACAUGGAUGAGAUGUAUCUGAGGGAACAUCACCACCGCCACCACCACCACCAGGAGAGCCGUCUCAACUCGGUCUCCUCCACUCAGGGCGACAUGGUGCAGAAGAUGCCCGGGGAGAGUCUCUCGCGGGCCGGCGCCAAGGCCACGGGCGAGAGUAGCAAGUACAAAAUCAAGAAGCAGCUGUCGGAGCAGGACCUACAGCAAUUACGGCUGAAGAUCAACGGCCGCGAGCGCAAGCGGAUGCACGACCUCAACCUAGCCAUGGACGGGCUGCGCGAGGUCAUGCCCUACGCGCACGGGCCCUCGGUGCGCAAGCUCUCCAAGAUCGCCACUCUCCUGCUGGCCAGAAACUACAUCCUCAUGCUCACCAGCUCCCUGGAGGAGAUGAAGAGGUUGGUUGGCGAGAUCUACGGGGGCCACCACUCUGCCUUCCACUGCGGGACCGUGGGCCACUCCGCCGGCCACCCAGCACACGCCGCCAACGCCGUGCACCCGGUGCACCCCAUCCUGGGCGGCGCGCUCUCGUCCGGCAACGCCUCGUCGCCGCUGUCCGCCGCCUCGCUGCCGGCCAUCGGCACCAUUCGACCUCCCCACUCUCUGCUCAAGGCGCCCUCCACGCCGCCGGCCCUGCAGCUGGGCAGCGGCUUCCAGCACUGGGCCGGGCUGCCGUGCCCCUGCACCAUCUGCCAGAUGCCGCCGCCGCCGCACCUUUCCGCCCUCUCCACCGCCAACAUGGCUCGGCUGUCGGCCGAGUCGAAGGACUUGCUCAAGUGA